This is a messenger RNA of Filobasidium floriforme, 2342 nucleotides long. RefSeq lists its product as uncharacterized. The coding region runs from base 105 to 2222 and encodes 705 amino acids. The transcript has 9 exons. The record is from RefSeq and is a predicted model, not a curated record. Lineage: Eukaryota; Fungi; Basidiomycota; Tremellomycetes; Filobasidiales; Filobasidiaceae.
UGUAACUUUGCAGGUUCAUACAUACCUUUCUCCCCGACGGAAACACAGCCCUAUAAUACCUUGAACAUUAUUAUAGUAUAUACCCCACGAUCGACGCCGCCAGGAUGACCUCGCCCUCGGUCCAGAUCAGACGAGAUCGAUCGGGUACGGCCUCGUCCGUCACUCAAAACACGAGCAGGAGCGCGAGGAGACCGACGAUAACCAUGUCUACAAAUACGCCUACGAAUAUGCGAAUUAGGGAAGUGGAAGAGACGAGUGAUAGUACACCGGUCUUGGGAAGAGUGGUGGAUGGAUUGCCAUUGCGGGAAGAGCCGGACGGGAUGGAGGGUGGUCGAAUUGAUAAUGUCAGGGGGAUCAACAAUCCGGACCUGACUGGAGAACCAUUGAGGAUAAAUACCAACAAUCUCAAUGUCCCCAGCACCAACAACAAUACACCGAAUCGACGGAGCCGAUCACGGACUAUCGACUGUAUCCUUGGCUCGCCCAUCUCUCCGCUCCCGUCUUCUUUAUCUCCCUCGACGCCAUCAGCCGCAGCUGCGAAUAGGAACCGGACUGGCACGAUCUCUCGUGGACCUCCCGUCCCUUCACCUAUCAUCGAGAACGAUACCGAAAAUCACGCUCCGCCGCAAGCUCACCCGGUCACGUCCACCUCUGUCGACCUAGUCCUCCCAGAAUCCACCGAACGGGACCUCAAACUCAACCGCCCCACCUCCGACUCCAUCUCUACCUCCUCCACCGGCUCGGGCCAUAGGAAGAGCUUAUCUUCGCACCGAGAACGCGCUACGGAGGACGACUACAAGUAUCCCCCGCCCCUGCGCAUCUCCGACGAUGGAGAUCGGAAUCAAGAUCGAGAUUUAGAUAGAGGGAGAGAAGAUAUCGGUGAGGGAGGUAUGAAAACGGGCAGGACGAGGGCUAGGACUGGGUCCGUCUCUUGGUUCAAACAGACCCUCGGUAUGAACGUCGCUGGUACUGUGGAUACGAGGAAGGUGGACGAGGAGAUGGGUUUGACCGGCAAGGAUAAGCGAGAUGAUACUCGGAGGUCGAGUUCUUCCAAGGGGGAUGAUGAAGAAGGCCCCGAGGCUAGGGAGAGGAGGCAAGAGGAGGAGGAAGAGGAGGACGUGCAUCGGGACGAGGUGGUCGAUCACCUGAACGUUAUCGAUGCGCAGGUCUCUGCCGUGACUUACUUGCAAGACGCUGCGAACAGUAUUAUGAUCCCGCCCAUCCCUUCGCUGUUCAAAUCUAAAGCUACCAUUACCCUCGAUACCCCUUCCCGGCCUGCGAACCCCACCCGCAGCACGAGUACCAACGCCAACACUACGGCAAACACCUCGACCCCCAAUCAGGACAACACGGACUCGAGCUCCGACUCGGACUCAGAAGACCUCCUGGAUACCCACGUGAAAGACGUCCUCGCCUCGAAACGCCGUUCGCCGAGAAAGGAAUGGUUCAUCAGGUCCAUGAAGGGAGCUUGGGCGUUUGUCAAGACGCCUAUCGGGGUGAUCACUGCGAUAUACGGGUUCUUAGUCGUCUUCUGGGGUGCUGCUAUCGUGCUCUUCCUUCUUGGCUGGAUCGACACGGGUAGCAAGGAAAACAAGGAUAAAUGGGUCGAGAUUUCCUCUCAAGUCACCAACGGUCUCUUCACCGUGACCGGUGUCGGUUUCAUCCCCUGGCGAGUGAGGGACGCUUACCGGAUCAGUGCGAUCUGGAGAUUACAGCAUAUCGACCGAAAGUUACGGAAGAAACGGGGGCUGGAGGCAGGCGUGGACAAGAACCAGGCGCCUGAUCCGGAGUGGGAUGAGGAUUUCGUACAGGUCUUGACGGACAAGCAACAAGCCAGGUUGAAGUAUCAACAACGAGCGUUUGGGAAAUCCCAGACGUGGUAUCGUCCUCACGAGACGGACACGCACAGGGCCUUUUCGUUGAAUUUCGCUCUCUGGAUCUGUCUCUUCACCAUCGGAAACAGCGUGUUUCAGUGUUUCUUGUGCGGGACCAUGUGGGGUCUGAACCGUCACGAACGACCGGCGUGGACGACGGGAACGUUGAUCCCGUUGAGCUUCUUGUGCGGGAUCGCCAGUGCCGUUCUCAUUUGGAAAGGGCAGCAACGGUCGAAGAAGACGGCCGAGGUCGAGAAGAAGCUCCGGGAUGCGCUCGGGAUGGAGGACGAAGGGGAGCACGAUUCGGAGGAAAAGGCCGCCAGGGAGAAUCAGCGGGAGGUUGUAUGAACGGGUCAUCAGGAAUAGAUCUUUUUCGGGCUCUGGUAUGGAAAGAGAGGUUGUACUUGUACUUGUAGGAUUGUAGAACGUUGCCUGCAGUCAAAUUAUAAUGAAGAGGUUGUUGACAAA